GAAACUCCAUAGCGCCGACCGACACGGAGAGCGUCGCCUCCGCGCGGCGACUGCCCGCAAAAGCUGCCCGUCCGCCGCGCGCGCAGCCACCUCCUCGCGCCGGUGCCGCGCGCGCGCGACCGGUGCGACCGGGAGGCGCUGCACAAACAUGGUCGCGGCUGCCGCCAUCGCGGCCAACAAGAAGCGCCAGGCCAAGGCGAAGGCGAAGCGCGACGCCCUGCGCAAGCAGCUCGAGAACGACAAGAGGGAGGCCGAGGGUUUUUUCAAUGAGAUUAGUACGGAUGACGGGAAGACGAUUCCGAGUGAUAAGCUCGCGGACUUAUUACAGAGGGCGAUCGGCGACGACCACACCGUCAACGACGAUGGGAAGAAUAUGGUCCUGAAUCACCUCGGGAAGAAGCAGGGGUCCGAACCGCCGCACGAGAACUUGCAGCUGCCGAAGGACGACGUGGUGGAGGCGAUCGGCAAGUAUCGGUACUUCUUGACGCACGCCGACAAGAUCGAGCGGCUGUUCGCGGAGUUCGACAAGAACCACAACAACAUCCUCGAGAAGGCCGAACUUAAAAAAGCGAUGCAGGCCAUUGAAGAUCGCGAGCAUUCUGGCACUAAUGCGCGCGUCGUCUUCGGCAUGGAGACGCGGGUGCGGGUCACGGACGAGGACGUGGACUACAUCAUGGAGUUGUGUGAUGAGAGCGGCGACGGCGGGAUCGAUCGCGCGGAGGCGCUGCCGGCGUUGGCGCGGUGGGACAGCCUCGCGAAUAUUCAUGUGGAGCAGCAGAAGAGCUGCGCCUGCGCCGUCUCCUAGCUUACC
Messenger RNA from Pelagomonas calceolata, 811 nucleotides. Lineage: Eukaryota; Pelagophyceae; Pelagomonadales; Pelagomonadaceae. The record is from the annotation of a GenBank genome assembly.